Molecule: messenger RNA, 609 nt
Organism: Vanessa tameamea
Lineage: Eukaryota; Metazoa; Arthropoda; Insecta; Lepidoptera; Nymphalidae
Product: protein lethal(2)essential for life-like
Exons: 2
Coding region: 20-595 (191 amino acids)
Biological process (GO): protein refolding; response to heat
Cellular component (GO): nucleus; cytoplasm
Source: RefSeq, a predicted model, not a curated record
UUAACAAUAAAAAAAUAAAAUGGCUCUGCUACCAUACUUGUGGGAUUAUGAAUUAAGACCACAACGUCUUCGCGAUCAGCUUUUUGGAAUGGAUUUAUCGCCAGAUGAUUUUCUAACCGACAUAUUUGAUCGCCCAUCGCCUCGACGCUACCUGCGUCCAUGGAGAAACUUGGCAUUACUUGCACGUGACGUCGGUUCCACGAUUAAAACCGACAAAGACAAAUUCCAAGUCAAUUUAGAUGUGCAACAUUUUAACCCGGAAGAAAUAUCGGUGAAAACUACAGAUAACUAUGUAGUCGUUGAAGGAAAACACGAAGAAAAGAAAGAUGACCACGGAUUUGUGUCAAGACAGUUUAAACGUCGUUACGCUUUGCCGGAAGACUGUAACCCAGAACUAGUGGAAUCUAAGCUGUCUUCGGACGGAGUUCUGACGAUAACAGCCCCUAAAACUGCUUCUGAAAGCGAGAAUGAGCGAAUUGUGCCCGUAUCUCAGACCGGUCCGGUGCGACGAAAGAUUCACGAUACUGAAGAAAAACACGAGCCAAAUGGUGACGUAGAAGAAACUAAAACUCCACAGAAAAAAAGGAAACGUUGAGAAAAUGCGAGAAU